AAAGAGAAGCAGAAACACACUUUCCCAUCCUAUUCAAAUUCAAACAUGUUUUUGGUGUCUUCUUAUAUUAGACUACCCAAACUCGUUCACCACUUACAAUUGAAAAAUCUUUUUCUUUCCCAAGGCAGUUUCAUGUUGAAGAUUUUACUUUCACUUCCAUAAGCCCAACUCAUUUCUUUAGAAAAAUCAGCUAGCCAAAAUCCCAAUUAAACACAAUCACUUCUCUCGCUAUCUCUCAACGAUGAUUAGUAAGAAAUCUGCAUCUGCAAUUCCCCGACAAUCCUCAUACAAUUCCCUCCACGACAAUCCAUUCAAUGAACGACGACACAACCGUAGCAACAGCGAAGGUGGGAACUACUUAAGAAACUCCAACGACGACGACAACAACAAGUACUUGAAGGAAAACCCAUUAGUUUUAAACGACAACAAGGAGAAUGCGGUGCCCAAAAAGCAAGAAAAAGCUUUCCCAAGCGACGACAAAGAAAAUGUGGCAGCAAUUGCAAAUGGGUCUGCUUCUUUUGCUCCUCCCACCAAUCUGAAAUCAUCGCUUUCCACAGCCAGUUGUAACAAGGCCUUGAAGCCGUCCUCGCUUCAGUUCUGCAUGCAAGUAAACGAGCCUGAUAAGGUCUUUGGUGGGUCCAAGAUAUUGGACCCCACCGACUCUGAGAACUCGACUUCGCUUAAGAUCUGGGACUAUUCGGAUUCUGAGGCUGCUCCUGCUUCAUCUUGGUCUACUUUGCCCAAUAAGUCUUUAUUGUGCAGACCAUUGCCUUUGGAUAUUGGAAAGUGCACUUGUGUUAUUGUUAAGGAAGCGUCUUCAGAAGGAUUUGAUGGUGUUACUUUGUAUUCUCUCUACACCAAUGAAGGACGGGGACGGCAGGAUAGAAAACUGGCUGUUGCUAACUAUAAACGCCGCAAUGGAAGAUCUGAGUUUACCGUUGCUCAGACUAUGCAGGGAAUAUCAUCUACUUCAGAUGAUAGCUUUCUUGGGACUGUUACUGCUAGCUUGAUGGGUUCAAAAUACCACAUAUGGGAUCAGGGUAGUGAUCUCAAUACUCUGAACAAACAGUCCAAAUCACUACUCGGUGUCGUAGCUUUUAUCCCUACAAUUACCACCUGGACAGGAAGUUAUAGGAGCAUGAGGGCAUAUAUAGCGAAGCACCAAUCUAUGCAGCUAAAGAAUUCUACUCAGGUACAACACGUUAAGGGACUGCCAAAUGAUUGGGAGGGGAAAAAGGAAAAAGUCCAUCAGUUAUUCUCAAGGAUUCCGCAGUACAAUAAACUUUCGAGGCAAUAUGAGUUAGACUUCAGAGACAAGGGAAGAGCUGGUCUUAGAAUCCAAAGCUCAGUGAAGAAUUUCCAGCUUACUUUGGAGGAGAGUGGAAAACAGACAAUUCUGCAGCUUGGAAGAGUUGGGAAAUCAAAAUAUGUAAUGGAUUACAGAUAUCCUUUGACAGGCUACCAAGCAUUUUGCAUAUGUCUGGCUUCUAUUGAUUCAAAGCUUUGUUGCAGUUUGUAAUUUUUUACUUUGUCUUGUUGUUCAACCUCUGAACACAAGCUACUUAGUUGUUUGUACUCUAUUUUGUUUUCUGGUCUCAUCUUUCUCUGUGUUGAAUUUGCCCAUCUAAAAAAAAAAAAAAAAGUUAGAGCCAUCAUUUUAAUGAACCUGAAAAAGCAGUAUAAAAAUUGAGUUGAAGUGUUGAACAUAGUUUGCAAGGCAUACAAGUUUCAUUGCACAAAUGUAAUGUAAUCACUCUCUU
This is a messenger RNA of Morus notabilis, 1760 nucleotides long. Its product is annotated as tubby-like protein 8. The transcript is spliced from 9 exons. The record is from RefSeq and is a predicted model, not a curated record. Lineage: Eukaryota; Viridiplantae; Streptophyta; Magnoliopsida; Rosales; Moraceae. The coding region runs from base 242 to 1519 and encodes 425 amino acids.